AUGGAUGAUAGAAUUGUCAAUAUAGAGAAGGUUCAAGCUGAAAUGCAAGAGAAUUUAAAGAAAGCGCAAGAGGAAAUGCGUGAACAGAUAAUGAAGGCUCAAGACGACAUGAUGGCAAAGUUGGUUAGUUUGUUACAGGGAAAUAGUGCAGUCCAAGGAGAGGCUCUAGUUAUCUGUCCUGCUGCUGAGGAACCUUUAUAUCCCCCUGGCUUCACACCACCAUAUAUCCAUACACAACAAGCCACGAUAAUCCAACCGAAAAAAAUACAAAAAAAUGACAGGCUAUGUGGGAAACGAUCAGCUAUUAAUUCAUUGUUUUCAAGAAAGUUUGGCAGGAUCAGCAAUCCGUUGAAUUUUGCUGACAUAGUUAAUACAGGAGAAAUGAUCGAGAUGGCGAUCAAAAGCGGGAAGCUAGACGGGGGAGAAUCUAGCCGAAAGCCUCUAGUGAGAAGAAAAGAUAAUGAGGUCAGUAAUGUGAAGAAAUAUGAUUAUAAUAACAUUACAGUAUCUCGACCACCGGCCACUGCGUCGUCAGCAUUAAAUCCUGUCCAGCAUGGAGUGAAAGAACCAAGACAGAAAAGAGAAAUGGUUCAAUUUGACCCUAUCCCCAUGAGCUAUAAAGAAUUAUUCCAGAUCCUGUAUGACAAACAUGUGGUGUCACCUUACCACACUUCUCCAAUACAACCUCCUUACACAAAAUGGUUUGACAUCAAUGCUCAAUGUGAGUAUCAUGCGGGUGCAUCGGGGCAUUCAAUUGAAAAUUGUAUGGCCUUUAAAAAGUUGGUACAGAGAUUAAGACAAAGAAAUAUCAUCAAUUUCGGUGAUAGUGAGCAGCCGAAUGUGGCUCAGAACCCAUUGCCGAACCAUGCAGGGACAGGGGUUAAUGUUGUUAUUGAAGAAAGAGUGAACAAAGUCAUAACCAAAGUCAAUGAAGUGAAAUCACCCAUGCAUUGGGUAUGGGGGAAAAUGGUCAAAAUAGGUUGGUUGACCUUUAAUGUUAACGGGAAUAAGCAUGCUUGUCCCUACCACCGUUGUGAGGAUCAUGUCAUUCAAAACUAUGAUGAGUUUAAGGCUUUGGUUCAAAGGCUGAUGGAUAGUAAAGACAUGGAAUUUUACCAUGAAGCUAUGGAGGAGGAAGAGGUAGAGAUUUGUGCUUCCGAGGGUACAUCCAAAGGAGUCUACAAUUCCAACUGCCCUCUGGUUAUUAUGCCGAAAGCCCGUACAGUAGAGAAUAUAACCCCAAAAGUGAUGAUCAUACCCCCGUCGUCCUUUCCCUAUAAAGAUAGCAAACAGGUCCCCUGGAGGUACGAGUGCCAUCUAGGUGAUGUUGGUGUUUCAAAGGGUGCCAAGGAAGAGAUGGAUGAGGUAGGCCACUUCACCAGAAGUGGGAGGUGUUAUUCUCCUAAUUCGACCAAUGAACCCGAAAAAAUAGCAACCCCGGAUAAAGGAAAAAAGGUCGAGAUACAGCUGAAAGAUGAUGAGCCAACAAUUAAUGAGCCUGUAACUGAGAACGAAGCUGUGGAGUUUUUAAAAUUUUUGAAGCAUAGCGAGUACAGAAUCGUCGAGCAACUACACAAGUUGCCAGCUCGCAUCUCAAUCCUGGCUCUACUAUUAAGCUCUGAGGCACAUCGAAAUGCCUUGAUGAAAGUCUUGAAUCAGACCUUUGUGCCAAAAGAUGUGCCAGUAGAAAAGAUAGACCGGUUGGUUGCAAAUAUUCAAGCAGACAAUUUCAUCUCUUUCUCUGAUGAUGAAAUCCCGUCCGGAAUGAUGGGCAAUCCUAAAGCCCUGCACAUUACCAUCAGGUGCAAGGGACAUGUGUUAUCGCGAGUACUAAUCGACAAUGGCUCUGCCCUGAAUGUGAUGCCAUUAGUGACAUUGAAAAAACUACCGGUUGAUAGUACAUACAUGAGAAAUUGCCAAAGCAUCGUUCGAGCUUUUGAAGGAACAAAGAAAGAGGUGCUGGGGAAGAUCGAUAUUCCUUUAACCAUUGGCCCAUCAACCUAUGAGGUCGAAUUCCUUGAAGAUAUCAUUGCUUCCAUAUCUACUACCGCUCCAUAUGUCAAAAUAGAUGAAGAUGCGGUCGAGUGCUCUUUCAGAGCCUUGGAAUUCAUUAAUGCCACCUUUGUUGCCGAAAGAAAGAAAAUUUCGAAGCCUAGGCUAUCCAAUUGUACCAAAAUGGAACUGAAAAUGACUAUGGGAAGAGGAGCCAAGGUUGGAAGAUGGCUGGGAAGCCGCCUACAAGGAAAUAUUAGUCCAGUUUUUCCUGGUAUUAAGCGAGACCGUUUUGGUUUGGGAUAUCGCCCAACCUUAAAGGAAAAGUUGAAAAAUGUUCAAAAGAGCCAGGAAAGGAGGAAAGCCAGGUUAGUCGGGGAAGAUAUUAAGUGGGAACCCAUGAAUUUCCCAUUGUUGCGUGACACCUUCAUAUCUGGGGGCCAUAUGUUUCAGGGGAGUCGAUCAUCAAAAGAGUCUGUUAUUGAAAAUACCCUGAAGGAUUUGGGCAUAAAUGUGAUAUUAGAGGAAGGAAUCGAAGACGGAAGGGCUAUGGGCAUCUACCCCGCACCACCAGGCUUUGUUCUAAACAAUUGGACAGCAGAAGAAUUACCUAUAGAUUUCGAGUUGCCCAUAUGUCAAGUGGAAAUUGAAGGUUAUGAUAGUGAUGAGGGAAGCCACUUAUCUUCUGAACAACUAAAAAUGGUAGAAAGAGAAGAUAAACAAAUUAUGCCUCAUGAAGAACCCAUUGAGAUCUUGAAUCUAGGAUCAGAGGAGGAUAAAAAGGAGAUAAAGAUUGGCACCAUCAUAUCUGCUGAGGGACGACAAAGUCUGAUUCAGCUGCUUCGAGAGUACAGAGAUGUGUUCGCUUGGUCGUAUGAGGACAUGCCAGGGAUCAAAAGUGUUAGUUCUUGUGAGGAUAGUAAUGAUGAGGAUGAGGAUGGAGUUGAUAUUUAUAUGGUCAAAUUGAAACCAUGGUUGGAUCUAAAAGCUUUGGCAAUUGACACGAAACAAUGGAGGUUUGCAAAUGCAGAUUUAUAA
This is a messenger RNA of Hibiscus syriacus, 3030 nucleotides long. RefSeq lists its product as uncharacterized. The coding region runs from base 1 to 3030 and encodes 1009 amino acids. Lineage: Eukaryota; Viridiplantae; Streptophyta; Magnoliopsida; Malvales; Malvaceae. The record is from RefSeq and is a predicted model, not a curated record. The transcript is spliced from 6 exons.